Arabidopsis thaliana (thale cress) is the source of this 183-nucleotide messenger RNA. RefSeq lists its product as uncharacterized. The transcript has a single exon. Bases 1 to 183 code for a protein of 60 amino acids. The record is from RefSeq and is marked reviewed. NCBI's taxonomy places the organism in Eukaryota, Viridiplantae, Streptophyta, Magnoliopsida, Brassicales, Brassicaceae.
AUGAUUGAAAUGGUGAAUGAUAAUUGGAGAAGUGGGCCACGUGAGAGAAGCAUGUACUUUUGGAAAGUGGGUCAUUUCGAAGCUCUUCCUGUCUCCAUCCACAUGAAGUUGGCAUUCUUGUGUCUUUACGGCCUAAGUUUGCGUUUCUACCUCUUGAGAAAUGAAUCUUGCCUUCUUGUUUAG